Cajanus cajan (pigeon pea) is the source of this 3965-nucleotide messenger RNA. Its product is annotated as PWWP domain-containing protein 1. The record is from RefSeq and is a predicted model, not a curated record. Lineage: Eukaryota; Viridiplantae; Streptophyta; Magnoliopsida; Fabales; Fabaceae.
AUCAAAGAAAUAGACAGAAACGUAAGCACGAUCCCGACGUUUGUUGCAGUCCAAACGCAUUUCUUGUGUGUUUAUUAGGGUUUCAAAUCUCAUUUUGCCACCCAAAAUUCCCAUCUCUCUCUCUCUCUCUCACACACACACACACACCAGUUCUCAGAAUGGCACGCUCUCUGCACUAGCUCUCACGUUCCUAGGGUUUCGUUUCGGGAAUUUCUCAUUACCUCCAUCAACUCCAGUAAUGACCGAAUUGCACUCUCAGGACUAUGCCGCUGUUGCACCAAAAACCGACGACCGUGCCGCUACCAAUUCUCCUAGGGUUUCGCCAAACUACAAACUCGAGGACGCUUCGACGAAAGAGUUUAGGUUUAGGGUGUGCUCCGACAGUAACACACCAUCCACCGUUGAGCGAUUCGCGCCGGGAAAUGACUCCGACAAAUUUCCCGGCUCCGAUAGCAAAUCUCUGUUAUCGGAAUUCGAUGAGUACGUGGCUGCCGAGAGGCACGUGGCGAGAGAUCUAGGGUUUGGUUUGGAGGUGGGUGACAUGGUGUGGGGGAAGGUGAAAUCUCACCCGUGGUGGCCCGGUCACAUAUACAACGAAGCUUUUGCGUCUCCUUCGGUGCGUCGCUCCAAGCGCGAGGGCCAUUUCUUGGUGGCAUUCUUCGGCGACAGCAGCUACGGCUGGUUUGAGCCGGCUGAGCUUAUUCCGUUCGACGCAAAUUUCGCCGAGAAGUCGCAGCAGACGAAUUCCAGGACGUUUUUGAGGGCCGUGGAGGAGGCAGUUGAUGAGGCCUGCAGGAGGCGUGGUCUUGGGUUGGCUUGCAAGUGUAGAAACGGUGCUAAUUUUAGGCCCACAAAUGUUGAAGGGUACUUUUGUGUUGAUGUGGAGGAUCAUGAGCCUGGGGGAUUGUAUUCCGAUCUUCAGAUUAGGAAGGCAAGGAAUGGGUUUAAACCGAGUGAGGCUCUUGCUUUUGUGAAGCAAUUGGCGGUUGCUCCACAUGAUAGUGGCCAUGGAAGCAUUGAAUUCAGUAACAAUAAGGCUACUCUUUCAGCUUAUCGGAAGGCGGUGUUUGAGCAGUUUGAUGAGACUUAUGCUCAGGCUUUUGGGGUGCAGCCAAUGCGCCCUACUCAUCCUCAGAGUAAGCCACUCGGUCAGCCUGGGAAUGUCAGGCACCCUACUAGAGCCCCUUUGAGUGGUCCACUAGUGACUUCAGAAGCUUGGGGUGGUGGGAAGAGCACUACCAAAUCUGUUAAAGUUAAGGAGUCUUUGAAAAAGGAUAAGUACCUUCUUAAGCGGAGAGAUGAUCCAAAUAACUCUGUCCAACUAGCAUACAAUGAGGAAAAAUCCGAUGCAGCAGCUCGUUAUGUAUUUCAGAAGAGGGCUCCGGCUGUGCCUGUGGUUUCGCAUAAUUUAGAAAAGCAAGCAGAUACAGGAUUUAUUAGUCAUGACAGUGCAGCUUCAAUUUCAGAUGCUAAAGAAACAUUAAUAGGUCAGGUUCAAGCAGAUGAUGGUGGUCUUACGUCUCAUGCCAUCUCCCCAGAUGCAAAGCCUCAUCUUGACAGGGUGAAGGGAUCUUCUGAGGUGACCCACAGCUUUGAUAGGAAUGAUGCUUCAAGUAAAAGCAUGGUUAGGUCUGAUUUGUCUGGGGAGUUGGCAUUAAUAAGCAAUGUUGAUGAGAUGUCUCAACCAUCACAUCUGGAGAACCGAGUUUCUAAUGAUGUUAUAGAUGAUGGGAAUUCAAAAUUGUCAGGACCAUGUGAAGAUUUGAAGCAAAUAGAGCAGGGACCUCUAACUAUUGUUGAUGGAGUUAAUGACAUGCAUCCAGUUAAGAGCGAAAAUAAUGUAUAUGAUUCUCCAGUUGAAGCAAAGCAUCACAAAGUUAGUGCGUUGAAGAAGAUGAAAAGUCAUAAGAGACCUGCAGAUGUGUUGAACUCUAAGACUUCUGUUGUUAGGGAAGGGAAGAAGAAAAAGAGAAAGGAUUUAAAUUUACAACCUACCUUAGGCUCUGUGGAGAAGCAUUCUGCUUUUGUAAAAUCGAUUGGAAAAGUUGUCUCAAGUGCUUUGGCUCCAAGAGAGGAUUUUCCUGCAGAACAAGUGGACGUGGAUGCUAAUGCCCAUAAUCUGCUGCAGAUGGAUACUGUGGGGAAUGCUAAUUUUGAAUUGCCACAACUUUUGGUUGAUUUGCAAGCCCUUGCUUUGAAUCCUUUUCAUGGCAUUGAAAGAAAGAUCCCUGCAGCUGUUCAACAGUUCUUUUUGAGAUUCAGGUCUCUUGUGUACGUUAAAAGCUUGGUUGUAUCUCCACCAACUGAGAAUGAAGUUCCUGAAGUUCGUGUCACUAAGUCUCCUUCCAAUGUCAGGGUGUCUGACAAUCCUGAUGACUAUAUCAGAGCUUCACCAGUUGUAAAACCUGUGAAACAUAUUGUUCGGCCUGAUGGUCCUACAAAAGCUGGUCGGAAAAGGGCCCCCUCUGAUCGGCAAGAGGAAAUUUCUGCAAAGAGGUUGAAGAAACCCAAGGAUUUGAAGGCACUAGCUUCAGAAAAAGCUGUGACCAGUCAGAAAACUUCUGAAGCCCGGCGAGAAGAUGGGAAAGAAUCCAUUCCCCAGGCUCCAUCCAAGUUGGUGAAACUAGACUCAACCAAGAAAGUAGAUUGUGCGACUAAGACAGUUGAGCCCACCAUGUUGAUGAUCAAAUUUCCUCCCGAAACAUCUCUUCCAUCUAUUGCAGAGCUGAAGGCAAGGUUUGUACGCUUUGGCCCAAUGGAUCAAUCAGGUUUCCGCGUAUUUUGGAACUCAUCAACUUGUCGGGUGGUUUUCUUGCACAAGGCUGAUGCACAGGCUGCAUAUAAACAUUCUCUUGCAAAUCAAACCUUAUUUGGCAGUGUGGGUGUGAGGUGUUCCCUUCGUGAAUUUGGGGAUUCUGCACCUGAAGUUUCUGAAGUUGCCAAGGGUAGGGCAGAUGAUGGUGCCACUGAAAUGCCUCGGGUCAAGGAUCCUGCAGUGGUUCAUCGGACAUCAGUAUCAUUACAUCAACCUCUUUCGCAGCCCAUCCAGCUCAAGUCCUGCCUGAAGAAAUCCACAGGUGACGAGUCGGGUCAGGUCACGGGUAAUGGAAGUAGUAGUAAAGGGAACACUCGUGUAAAAUUCUUGUUAGGUGGGGAAGAAAGUAGUAGGGGAGACCAAUUAAUGGUGAGUAGUAGAAACAACUUCAACAAUGAUAGUUUUGCCGAUGCCGGUGCACCUCCUAUUGCAACGGAAUUUAAUAGUAAGAAUGUUCAAAAGGUCACUUUACAACCUUCGUUGCCUAUUCCUCUCCCUGCUACUCAGUUUACAAAAACCCCACAACAUAAUUUGCGUAAUUCUAAAUUGGCAAUGGCACCCCGAAACAGUCCCAAUUUUAUUAACGCCAAUGCAUCAGCUACUGCCACCACCGUUGAUAUAUCACAUCAGAUGAUACACCUUUUGACGAGGUGCAGCGAUGUUGUGACUAACCUGACGGGUUUAUUAGGCUAUGUGCCUUACCAUCCACUUUGACAAAAAUACUUGACUUUAAACCAUAUCGUUCGCAAGAAAAUUUAACGAGUUGGAUAGUGGAUGACUUGCUCCCAGAAAUGUAAGAAUUACGGUUGUGCAAAAAGGGGCAGGGUCAUGUAUGGGCCGAAAUCGUUCUGAAAAGUGGUUUAUGAGAUUUUUGGGCUACAUAAUGUAAAUGCACUCGUAUUGUCAGUGGCACCUUAUUAGCAAUCUUUUCUUUUUUGUUUUCCUAUUAAUAUAGAUCACUUUCAUUUCAUGGGUGGGGUGGGGGUACAUGGUUUGAUAUAUCAAUGUUAACGGCACAUGGAUGUUCACUGUAUUUCUGUACUCCCUGACUUUGUUUACCUGAGGCUUUGCAGUAUUAAAAUUGAAUGGUUGGCUGAAGUAUAGUCAUAAAUAAACAAAUAUUUAUAGUCAGUCGCGUUACGUGACCUUA